Messenger RNA from Bactrocera oleae (olive fruit fly), 3511 nucleotides. The record is from RefSeq and is a predicted model, not a curated record. NCBI's taxonomy places the organism in Eukaryota, Metazoa, Arthropoda, Insecta, Diptera, Tephritidae.
GACGAAACCGCCACGGCUUAAGAAUUCUUCCGCGGGUCUUCCAGCCAACAACUUUAGAGUUCUUGGUUGUGAGGUGUUUGUGUCAGUUGGUCUUUUGCAGCGAUCAAGAACGAACGUGUCUUUCUCUCGUACACGGAGCAAUAAAAUUUCACAAAUACUCACAGACUCAACAACAUAUAUAUUUACAUAUAUAUAUUUAUACAUAUAGUAAUAUUGUGGUGUAGUUCUAUAUAUAAUAGUGCAACAAGUUGAAAAAUUGGUUAUUAGUGUUCGAUUAAUUGGCGGAAAGAGUCUCUUGUUUUGUGUCUUCACGUAGCAGAAAUGGCGAAAAUUAUUUUAAUCUGUUUACUGAGCGUAUUAGCCUGCGUCUCAGGUCAGCGCAUCACCACCAUUCACUUGGAUGGCGUACAAUACUUCAUUAGUCGCAUGAAUCCCUAUUCGCCUGAACUUAAUUAUUUCCUUGCCUAUCAGUAUUGUCGUUCGUUGGGUCUGCAGUUGGCGUCGUUCGAAACGAAAGAGAAAGCCGAAUCUAUGACGACAUAUCUAAAGAAUGCCGGUUAUGGUAAUUAUGAUUUCUGGACUUCCGGUAAUCGUUUGGGCACCGGCAUGUUCUUAUGGAUGAGCACUGGCCUGCCGUUCAAUGCGACCUUUGACUUCUUCGAGAACUCGGCCGAUGCCAUCCAGGCUGGUCUGCUCGAUCCCGUUGAUCAUAAUAGCAAUACAUCGCCACAACGGACGGCGCGCGACAGCAGUAGCGGCGCUGAGAAGGGUUGCGUCAUUUUGAAACAACCUACAUUGAAAUGGAUGCCCGAAGACUGUUCGGCUGUAAAAGAUUUCAUUUGCGAACAGACCCGAUGCUAUUACUACAAUUACGGCAGUAUUCCAGUGUCAUCGGCGCAGGGGUAAGGACAUCAAACUACUACACUUACCUAAAAUCACUGAAUUCACAAAUCAACCAACAACAAAAACAAAUAAUUCAAUAAUAAAAUUAAAGAAAACUUAAACACUCACUAAAACUAACAACAAAAAUUAAAGAUAUAUAAAAGUAAUUGAAAAUAAAGAGAGCAAGAGCUAAAUGUGCGAGAAAGAGAGAGAGAAAUCACAAAGAUAUUUAAUGAAAAAAGGAAAGAAGCUAUAUUUAGAACCGCUAAAACUUGCUAUAAAAUUGUGUCAAAUAAUAUUUAACCAACAACAAAUCUCUUGCACAAAAACAACAACUGUUUAAAUGCUAAGCGAGAUAAAAUAGCGUUCUGCGUGAAUUUGUGAAAUUGUUUAUUAAAGUAAUCUAUUUUUAUAUAAUACGCUAAUUUUUGUAAAACUGAGUAUAUACCAAGCAAUAUAUACACAUAUAUAUUCACCAACACAAGCGCAACAAUGAAGCGUCAAUAAACAAAAAACAAUACUUACAAAUAUAGCCGUCCAGUCACCUCUACCACUUCACGCCCCACUGUCGACCCCACCAAGCUGAGCCUAUCCACUACUCCGUUACCGCUCACCAUGUCCACGUACACACCUUUCUCGAAGCGUUCCCAUCAGGAUGACGAGCAUGAUGAGCCGCAGCUGUCUUUCGUUUCCUUGAAUCUCGAUCACGAUCUUGAGAGCGGCGAGGAGGAGGCCAAGAACGAUGAGCAUGACAAUGAGCACGAACACGAACAUGAACAUGAUAGCUUCGAUGCUGACGAUGAAGAGACUGAGGAUGAGAAGAAGCGCACAUUACCCGUCUAUGAGGGCAACAAUGAUUUGCAUAUUGUCAACAGCAAAGAAUCGGCCGAACAUCAAAUUGAACAAGAUGUACACCACGAUGCACAACAACAACAGGAUGCUGGCGAAGAGGAUGACGAUGACGCCGCCAACGAAGAGAACAACUCGGCUACACAUGAGGAUAGCGGAGAUGAUGUGGACACCAAGCGCAAUACAGUUGGUGAAAAUCAAUUGAAGACUUUGCCAGUACCGGCUAUCGCCGCGCCCGCUGACGUGCCCACUGUUGAAGUGCGUCUCAAGCAGAUCUCACAGGAGAUUGAAAAGAUGGCCGCUGCCAGCAAUGAGAAUCAACGUCAUAAUAUUCCGGCGGCUGGUGUAUUACAUCAUGACAAUAACAACAAUGAUGUCGAUCGACAAUCGUUCCUCUCGCUCACCGAUCUCAUACGUACACUACGUCCGAAUAAUAAACAAAUCAUACCACAAAUCGAUUCGGAUUAUUCGAAUGCUAUGCGUGUGCUAGGCGAGACCUCAGAGGUGGUUAAUAAUGAGGACGCGCAUAAGUUCUAAGGCAUGAUUAUAUAAUGAAGAAAAAAAAGUGCGAUAGAGUAAGAGAGCGCAAACAGCAGAACAAAAGAAAGCAGAGACCUUAAGAAGAGAGAGAGAAAGUGAGCUUGAGCAAACAAGGGAGAAAAAGUGCAAAAAUAUAAGAGAAAUAAACAAAAUGAUGUGAGAAAGAGACAAAGCGCUGUAAGAAAGAGCGAAGCGCUAGAAAGAAGAAUUUAUAUAUGAGACAGGAAGAAUUUUAAACGCGGCAACGGAGACAAUAUACAUGUAAACUACAUACCACUAUUUAGCGCAUAGAUCCUUACGAUCUCGAAUUAACUGUUAUGCGGUAAAAUUUAAAUUUAAAGAAAGAAAAAAAAAGUAUUUGAGAAUAACUUGAAAGAGCAUUAUAGGUUAUACCCACCACUAUUGUAAACUCUAACUAAGUAACUAUUGAUCUUAAAUCGUAAAUCCUAUAUUUAGUAAUUUUGCAAACGAGCUCGAAUCGUGUUGCAAAAACUUUAACUAUACGAACUAUGCCUUAAAAUGUAGCGUUAUGCUUCAGUAAAAUAUUUUUUAUAAUGAAAAUUUAAUUAUUUUUUGAAGUCUGAAAAGUAUUGAAAUAAAUAUUGUACGUUUCGGCUUGGCGGCAGGUGAUCACGAGUACAACGGGUACGCGUAAAACUGCAACGAAUACAGCGAGCGAGCAACGGAGUUACAGUGAGUGCGCCAACUUAGAUUAACAACGAGUAGACGAAUACUGUACCGGCGCACGUUUUGUGUAUGUUCGUUUGCAGUGGCCGAAACGUGCGAGUACUUUCACAUGGCGUUAGUAUUAACAAAAAUUAAGUAAAAAUAUAAAUGAAAACAUAAAAAUUAAUAAAUUAUAAUUUAAAUUUAAUAAGCGCUUGCGACGAAAACUACUUAACAUGCAACGGAAAUUUCAUGAAUAUAUUUGCAAUAAAAAUGCUUUUAAAUUUAUUUACAUACACAUAUUUUUAAUACAUAUUUCAUGCGAAAUGAAAAUAAAAUUUUAUAUGAAGCAUUGCAGUUUGAGUGUGUACGAAUUAUUUAAUAUUUACUUAACAAAAAAUAUAAAGAUUGCAAUAGAAGUAUGUACCACAAACGAUUGCUAUCGGCAGUAAAACUAUUGUAGACUUGUAAGUGUAAAAUUUAAUGUAUGUACGUACUCUUACAAGCAUAUACAGAGCAAAUAAAGAUUUGUGCGCGUAUAUGUAUUCAAUAAAAAACAUACAUAAAACUAUAA